AUGACAAACGUCUUCAAGCUCAAGCACGAACCCACAACUUUACCAGACGAGCUCUGGGUCGAGAUAUUUCACCAUGCUACAUUCGUUGAUGGUACCUCAGGACCCUCGAUCUACGCUUACGCAGAACGAUAUGGGCUGCACAACCGCGGAAAUUCUCCCCAUGAAUUAGCGCUGAGGCGCUCCUUGACCGAGACCAGGCGUCACCUUCCCCUCGUGUCGCGAAGGUGGCAUAGACUCGCCACCUCCUAUCUCUAUAGCUCAAUCUGGGUCAAUGAUGUGAACGUCUUGCCUUCGCUCGCUGCCACGGUGUCCGAACCUCGGCCAAAGGGCGCCCACGGACUUGACGCAGCGCUGGGGUCAUACACGAAGCGUUUGGAUGUGGUGCUGAAGGAUUACACUGCAGAGAUUGAUCCCUCGACCUGUACACAAGACUUUCCCAACCUUGCCGACAUCAUACGCUCUUUGCCUCGCCUCGCUGUCCUCGUCUUCGCAUCAGAGAUGUCUGAUCACAGCUAUCUCCCAGAGGACAUCCUUGAAGCCAUUUGUAGUCACCGUGGCAUUCGCGCGUUGGAAUGGCGCACACGGGCGCUAAAUCCAUCACCCAGCCAGAUCAUUACUCUUCUAUCCUCCGGCUCACUGCUAUGCCCCCGCAUCUUAUCAUGCAAGCACGCCGCUCUUCCAUCUAUUCAUGACGGGUCGACACCUCCCGCAGCGAUGCAGUCUCUUGAGUUUCUCUCCCUAGACAGUCUCGGAUGGUUGUCCGAGCUCACAUGCGACUCAUUCCCUCAUCUACGUUAUCUCACGAUCAAGGAAUCGGCCUGCACACAAAUCAUGGUUAUGUUCCUUGAAUCCCUCGGCCGACCGCUGACUUCCGUCCACUACGUGGUAGAGCCGGGGCAGAUUGCCGAUCCGUUUUUGUUACCCACAAUAGCUCGACACUGUCCUAAUCUCACCCGCUUCACCUUCUCCAUUCCGGCAAACGUCUUCUUCGAUGCAGGACAGUUCCCUCUCCCCUCAGGUACUAUGCGGCUGCCGCCUGUGAAGCGCCUUGCUUUCAUGUUGUACAAUGGAAGCGAGAAGGAUAAAGCGGCUCCGACAUGUAAUCAUAUCUGGAAUCUAUUAAAAGCGCUUACCACUCGUUUUCCCUCUAUCAGAGUUAUCGAGUUCUUGAACAUUCAUAUUCGCUACAAGAGCUUGCUUGCUACUGCACCUUCACGAUUGUCUGGCAUAACCUUUGAAUACGAGUUCAUUGACGAGUAG
Molecule: messenger RNA, 1260 nt
Organism: Coniophora puteana RWD-64-598 SS2
Lineage: Eukaryota; Fungi; Basidiomycota; Agaricomycetes; Boletales; Coniophoraceae
Exons: 1
Coding region: 1-1260 (419 amino acids)
Source: RefSeq, a predicted model, not a curated record